GGCUCCUCGCCGUCGACAACCCCGUCCAGGUAUGCUCUCCUCGUCUCCAAGCCCGCCCGCGCGUCCGCCGAAAAGGACGGAUAUCAGCAAGAUCACGACGCCCUACGUGAUGCGCAAGCAAGAGAAAGCGAGGCUGAAGGAAGAGAAUGCGAAGAAGAAGCCGCUACAAGAGAAGCCCGCGAAGCCAGUCCUGCGCGAGAACGCGGCGGGGAAGAACACUGCCUUGCCGCAGCUGCCGAAGAAGAAGGAGAAGAAAGAGAAGAAGCAGCUCGAAGAUGCCGCCGGUCGCCCGGUGAUCGUGGUGGCGACGCGGGCUUCGCGCUUCCUGCCCGCGCGCGGGGUGAUGCGUAUGUGCAUGGAUGCUCAACAUUGAGUCUGCCGUUUUUUGGAGGAAGCGAUGGCGUUGGUUCAUUCGCAUUGGAGAUUGUGAUGCUGAUUCAAGUAAGGAAAUGUAGAGCUCGUAAAGGAGGAGAAGAAGACGCCCCGCCGCACGGUUGUGUCGCUGCUGGGUUCGCCGCGGCGGGCUUCGGAUUGGGAGGAUGGAGAAGAG
Molecule: messenger RNA, 550 nt
Organism: Trematosphaeria pertusa
Lineage: Eukaryota; Fungi; Ascomycota; Dothideomycetes; Pleosporales; Trematosphaeriaceae
Exons: 1
Coding region: 32-373 (113 amino acids)
Source: RefSeq, a predicted model, not a curated record